Molecule: messenger RNA, 2145 nt
Organism: Durusdinium trenchii
Lineage: Eukaryota; Dinophyceae; Suessiales; Symbiodiniaceae
Source: the annotation of a GenBank genome assembly
UGAGGGACAGGAAAUGACAGGAAUGGCGAUGAGGAUGAAGAUGUGUCCUUGGUUGUUGAGGCUAUACAUGAAUAGGACCCUGAGGUCCAAAGGUGCUAGCAGUUGGUAUCGAUUGUCUCACCAAAUACUCCACUUGAGUGAGACGAUGUUUGUAGCGAUUUGCGCUCUCAGAGUUGGGCCGUUGCCUUUGAGAAAAACAAGGUCUAUGUCGACAGAUCAAACAAAUGGAGUGCCUGUACCAGCGGAGGCGAGAGAUGGAGAGCAGCAAGGCUCCUUUGUGGUCUUCGGGCGUUCCUUGGGACCGUCGCCGAUCUCUGACCCAGCCUAUGCACACUAUGUGAACUCUCCCUGCGUUGAUUUGGCGAGAGAAUAUGAGUAUCCUGACACUCACAGUGGACUUGGGAUUUGUGCAGUGAUUAUGGUGGCAAGUUUUGCCAUCAUGUUCUUCAUUGCAGACCCUGUCCUGAUCAAGAAGAAUGUCGUGUUUGCUCUUUUGACCGUCAUCGUGUCGCUAGCAGGCUGUUGUGGUUGCUGCUUUGUUUGCAUCUCUAACUCCACGUGGUUCUGUGUUCGAGAUGCUGCACCUGCACAGCCCAUCUCUCGUACGGAGUUGCGGCAUUUGCUGGGGCAAACAGCUUGCACCUUUUGGACAAUCCUCCUUUUCUUGGCAGGUAUGUUGAAGUCCUUCAUCAUGGCUGAAGCAGGAGAAGGUGCGAUCGAUGUCGAUCUCUUUGUCAUCGAGUCGUUGGGUGCCAUUGUGGUGUUGGUGCCUGCGUGGUAUGUGGUGAACAGAUGCAGCCGGGAACCUGUGAAGGCUGGCCUUGUCAUGAGCUUUUUUUGGUCUGGCGCGCUAUUCUCUACAGAGAUUGCAGGUCUUUUGAACUCAUUUAUGCUGCUGUUUUGGACGGCGCUUGAUUCAACCUGCAACGCUCAGCUGCCUGUAGGUCCUAAUUGGCCCUUCGAAGCGCCCAGUGGCGGCUGCAUUGCCAAAGCAAACCUCGAGUGGGUGCUAGCGCCAGGUAUCGUGGAAGAAACGUCAAAGUUUAUUGUGCUGACGCGCCUGGUGACAAGCCUCGAGGAGGCGAUGAAUUCGAGGGCUUUGACCCGAUGGCCUCGGUCCUCCACCACCUCAUGCAUGCCCUGCUGUGGCUGGUUCUUGAAAAUGGCGUCCUCCCCUGCAGUCGUUGUACUGUGCGGCAUGGCAGUUGGUGGAGGCUUUGGAUCGCUGGAGAAUGUUCAGUAUAUCGCCAAGAUCUCUGGCCUGGUGAAGCAGCUCCACAACAUUUUGCCAGCAACUGUGCGGAUUUACACGGCCAUACUCCACGUUGCAAUGACAGGCACAUGCGCAUUCUUCCUCUCCAUCUCUAUGUUCUCGGAGCGAAAGCGGCCCUUUGUCAAGUUCAUUGGUUGGAUCUUAAUGGUGAUUUGUCAUGGUACCUAUGAUGCAUUCUGCACCUUUCAAUCGGAACUGGACAUCAAAGAUUGCUUUACACGAGCGAGCUGCACCUACGACUAUGACAAGGGAGAGGAGGAAUGUGUGUUCUCGGAAAGCGGGACACUCGCUCAUUGCUCAUGCAUCUCCAGUGUGAAUGAAUCCACUCACAAAUGCACACCAACUCCAGAUGCUGCAUCGAUGAAGAGAGAUCAGAUAAGCAACUCGACACUGCUCAUACUGAAGGACUCUGGCUUCGCACUCGUGAGACAAAAGGAGUCCAAGGAACAGGCAGAAGCGGACUCUCUUCACAACUUUUGGCAGUUUAACACCGCGCCAAAGGUCAGACAGCAGAUUUUGGCGGCCAUUCCGCAGAAAGCCGAAUAUGUAUGCCCCAAGAACCCUGAGCACUACGUGUGUGGCCCGAAGCUGGUGGAGUGGUGGCCUGGAGCGUGGACCUCUUGGCUUCUGGGGACGGUGAUGAUUCUUUUCUUCGCCAUCCUGGCUUGUUGUGGACUUCCACAAGUGCAAAGGUCCUUCUAUGCACGACAAGAGGUAGCACAGACAGCUGUAAAUCCGGCGCCCGGAAGUCAAGUCCAGCUGGCUUAAGGCCAGAUGGACCGAGGCGUCCGAGAGUCUCGGAGAAUCAUGGAGAAUCCAGAUAUAUUAGCCAACCUUAUUUGACCUUUCUUUGUUUCUAAUAGGCCUCCAAC